This is a messenger RNA of Uloborus diversus, 1050 nucleotides long. It is a transcript of the gene lft, whose product is annotated as protein limb expression 1 homolog. The record is from RefSeq and is a predicted model, not a curated record. The transcript has 4 exons. Gene Ontology annotation, biological process: autophagosome maturation. Gene Ontology annotation, cellular component: cytoplasm. Bases 139 to 1050 code for a protein of 303 amino acids. Lineage: Eukaryota; Metazoa; Arthropoda; Arachnida; Araneae; Uloboridae.
GCACGUGUGUAGGCAGGGUGCGAACAGUCGGCUUUCCGAUAAACACAUCCAUACGUAUAUUUUUUUGUCUUGUGAAUUUCGCGAGUGCUGUGGCAGAGGAGAGAAGUCUGGAUCGGGGCGAGAGCGAGCCAGGGUGAGAUGACGUCGAACAUGGCGAGACACACGACGCACUCUUCCCCGAAGACGAAGGCGGCGCCCCCCGUGCCCCCGAGCCGGCGCUCGGUGACGGGUUCGGUGUCCGACGCGCGCGCCAAGACCAUCCUCAAAGAGGCGGUGGACGCCGUGGUCAACAGCUUCGCCAAACACACGCACGGAUACGGCAGAGUCAACGUGGUCGAAGCCCUUCAGGAAUUCUGGCAGAUGAAACUAGCGAGGGGAGCCGAUCUCAAAAACGGUGCCUUGGUGAUAUACGAGUCGAUGCCGUCUACUAACCCUCCUUACGUCUGCUACGUCACAUUGCCCGGAGGCAGCUGUUUUGGUAGCUUUCAGAACUGUCCCACGAAAGCCGAAGCCAGGCGGAGCGCAGCAAAAAUAGCGUUAAUGAACUCGGUUUUUAAUGAGCAUCCCUCUAGAAGGAUAUCAGACGACUUCAUAGAAAAAGCAGUCCAAGAAGCCAAAUCAUCCUUCAAGAUUCCAUCGACAGGGGACGACUCGCCGGGUUCUCACAGCGGCAUCGAUGCCUUCCGCUUCAUGUUGGAGUCCAACAAGGGAAGAACCAUGCUGGAAUUCCAAGAGUUGAUGACAGUGUUCCAACUUCUCCACUGGAACGGAAGUUUGAAGGCGAUGCGCGAACGGCAGUGCUCGAGGCAGGAGGUGGUGGCCCACUACUCGCACAGAGCCCUCGACGACGACAUGCGAUCGCAAAUGGCGCUCGACUGGAUCGCGCGCGAGCAGGAGAAUCCGGGUGUGAUCGCGCGGGAGUUGGCCAAUGCCGAGCGUGAACUCGAGGCCGCUCGACUGGCCGGACGGGAGCUCAGGUUCCCCAAAGAAAAGAGGGACAUUCUCAUGCUUGCCUGCAGCCAGGUCAACACUGUCAACGGACUCAGCUAA